AUGUCAUCAGUGGAAUCACACCAGAAACAGUUGAUGUCAGAUCCAUCCCCAUCACCAAACUCAUGUAGUUCCUUUGAGCUAAUAGACAUGGAUGCUGGCAGUUUGUAUGAAUCAGUUUCUCCUCAUUGGUUUUAUUGUAAGGUAAUAGAUUCUAAGGAGACAUGGAUUCCUUUCAACUCUGAGGAUUCACAGCAGCUGGAAGAAGCAUAUGGCUCUGGAAAAGAUUGUAAUGGGAAAGUUGUCCCCACUGAUGGGGGCCGGUAUGACGUUCAUUUGGGGGAGAGGAUGCGGUAUGCUGUGUACUGGGAUGAGCAAGCAUCAGAAGUGAGACGAUGUACCUGGUUUUAUAAGGGGGACAAAGAUAAUAAGUAUGUUCCCUACUCAGAGAGCUUCAGCCAAGUGUUAGAGGAAACUUACAUGCUUGCUGUAACUCAGGAUGAAUGGAAAAAGAAACUGGAGUCUCCCAACAGAGAAAUUAUUGUAUUACACAAUCCAAAGCUUAUGGUGCAUUACCAGCCAGUUGCAGGGUCUGAUGAAUGGGGUUCAACACCCACUGAGCAGGGUCGACCAAGAACAGUGAAGAGAGGGGUUGAGAACAUCUCUGUUGACAUUCAUUGUGGGGAACCUUUACAAAUAGACCAUUUGGUUUUUGUAGUCCAUGGGAUUGGACCAGCUUGUGAUCUCCGCUUUCGAAGCAUUGUACAAUGUGUUAAUGAUUUUCGCAGUGUUUCCUUGAACCUGCUACAAACGCAUUUUAAGAAAGCCCAAGAAAAUCAGCAGAUUGGGAGGAUAGAAUUUCUUCCAGUCAACUGGCACAGUCCUUUGCAUUCUACUGGUGUGGAUGUAGAUCUACAGCGAAUAACCCUGCCCAGCAUUAAUCGCCUAAGGCACUUCACCAAUGACACAAUUCUGGAUGUCUUCUUCUACAAUAGCCCCACCUACUGUCAGACUAUUGUGGACACAGUUGCUUCUGAAAUGAACAGAAUAUAUACACUUUUUCUGCAGAGAAACCCUGAUUUCAAAGGGGGUGUAUCCAUUGCUGGUCAUAGUUUAGGUUCGCUUAUAUUGUUUGAUAUCCUAACAAAUCAGAAAGAUUCUUUGGGGGAUAUUGACAGUAAAAAGGAUUCGCCAAGUAUGGAUCAAGGAGACACACUGACAAUAGAGGAAGAUCUGAAGAAACUUCAACUCUCUGAAUUCUUUAGUAUCUUUGAGAAGGAGAAAGUAGAUAAAAAAGCUCUGGCUUUAUGUACAGACAAAGAUCUUCAGGAAAUGGGAAUUCCCUUAGGACCAAGAAAGAAGAUAUUAAAUUACUUUAGGACCAGAGAAAAUUCAAUGGGCAUUAAUAGACCAAUUCCACAAUCAGCUUCAGGGUUGAAUAUGUCUAAUAUCCUCAAAGAAUCCGAGUUCUGCAGUAGUGCUGAUGGUACUGGAAAUGACUAUCUGGAUGUUGGCAUUGGGCAGGUAUCUGUAAAAUACCCCCGACUCAUCUAUAAACCAGAAAUAUUCUUCGCCUUUGGAUCUCCCAUUGGAAUGUUCCUUACCGUCCGAGGACUAAAAAGAAUUGAUCCCAACUACAAAUUUCCAACAUGCAAAGGUUUCUUCAAUAUUUAUCACCCUUUUGAUCCUGUGGCCUAUAGGAUUGAACCAAUGGUGGUCCCAGGAGUGGAAUUUGAGCCCAUGCUGAUCCCACAUCAUAAAGGCAGGAAGCGGAUGCACUUAGAACUGAGAGAGGGCUUGACCAGGAUGAGUAUGGACCUUAAGAACAACUUGCUAGGUUCACUGCGGAUGGCCUGGAAGUCUUUCACCAGAACUCCAGAACCUGCCUUACAAACUUCUGAAACUACAGAAGAAACGGAAGCAGAACCUGUGUCAAGUUCAGAGAAGCCUAGUGAUGUUAACACAGAAGAUACCUCUGAGGCAGUUAAAGAAGAAGUCCCCCCGAUCAAUGUGGGAAUGCUGAAUGGAGGCCAGCGCAUUGACUACGUGCUACAGGAGAAGCCCAUUGAGAGUUUCAAUGAGUAUUUAUUUGCUUUACAAAGCCAUCUAUGCUACUGGGAGUCUGAAGAUACAGUAUUGCUGGUCCUCAAAGAAAUCUACCAAACCCAGGGUAUCUUCCUUGAUCAGCCUUUACAGUAAAAAUGAAUCUUCUAUGGCUGCCUAAUAUGGACAUUGAGGGGUCCUUCUCCAGAAAAUCCACCUGUUUGUUGCUGCAGUUUUCCUCUCCUCAGCUGCAUCAUUUCUUGCAUGUUGCCUGUCACUCACCAUUGGGGGCUUUGGAAGAUAAUCUUCCAUUUUGGAAGUGAGUGGAAAAGCAAAGGGAAGACACCCUAUUAUUUUUUACCACUGGCUUCAUAUAAAUACUUGUCAUUCUUUCUUCAUAGCUGGGGGUGGUUUGCGUCCUUAAUUCUUUGAUGACAGUAUAUAGGUACCAGACUUUAUUGCCUAUCACGUGAGAUGGUAGUAAAUCUGCUCUGAGUUUGAUUUCUUUUGGGUUGGUAGAAAUUUGUCUAGGAAAUGUUUUAGUUUGGAAGCAGACUGUUCAGUAGGUAAUUGGGGUACAUUCUUCUCUCACUAGUGUUCUCUGCAUUGAAGGCUGCGUCUAAAUGGAUAUGGAAAAGGCUAUUGGGCAGUCAAAUUCUGUUGAGCUAUCUUUUCUUUUCUUUGAAUUCUGUAUGAAGAAAGACUAAAAUGUAACUUGAAGCAAGUAUUAUUUGCUCUCUACAGCUGAGUGACAGGUUUAUUGUUAGGAAUCACUGAUGCUAUGCUGUUCAUUGUUUUCCCACCUGUUUGGAUUCCUCUGAGUCUAACGUGGACAAUUUAGUUCACAUUAGGUGCACCUUUAUAAAGCAAAGAUGUUAUAUAUCUAGAUGAAGUCUUAUUUAUUAUUUGGUCAUAGCUUCUGUUCUUAAGUUGAGGGUAAAGCUAUAAAGGCUGACAAACCUGAAAUUAUGCAGCCUUGAAUAAGUAAAAUCUUAGUCUUGCAUUUAUGGCGAAAUAUAAUUUGUGUAAGUCACCUGCAUAUUAAUUUGAGCGAAGGUAGUAUUGUGUGUCCUCUUUGAAAACUUUGUGAACAUCAUUGCCUAUUUAAAAGACUCGUGGCACAGGCAGUGUUGGUUGAGCAGGUAGGUUUGGCUAUGCAGUAGCCAAGGAACGGCUACUCCAGAUUCAGUGUCAGAACAUGCAAAGCGAGAUGUACCUUGAAGAAAAUGGGUGAAUAUGUCUGAUUUUUUUCCAAGGCAUCUACUCACCACUGUGCUGUAGGUUUUUUUUCUCUCAUUUUCUUUGCAGUGUUUUUUGUGAUACACUCCUCUCAGAUUUCCAAAGGCCAUUGAGUGGCAUGGCCAGGCAAGCUGUUUUUUUGUUUUUAAUAAAUGUAGCAAGGUAUUGUGAAAGCACUGGCAUUUAACAUUCACUUAAGCCAUCCCUUGGAAAGCAGUGUUUAUCCCUUUCUGAAGAAAAAAGGAAGGGGAAAGUUAAUUACUGUCAUCUAGAGAUGGUAGAGGUGAGGUCAGGGUAUAGGUCAGAGCCUGGCCUUUGUUUGCCCAUCUGCUUAUAGACUAAUGAUGACUAACCCACUAAGCAGUUUCAGAUAAUAUUGAGUACUUUAUUUCCUUUGUGUGUAAAUUCUGAGUUUGAAAAAGGGUUGAGAAUUAAGUAGAUUCAAUAUAUAUUAGAGGGGAAGCUUUUGCUCUUCAUAUUAGCAGAAUUGGUACUAUUUAGGAGUAAACCAAAGAACAGGCAAGAGUGAGUAUAACCAAAGAUGAACGGCAUAACUCUGGAUAGCUGGAUAAACCACUGCUUGUUAUAAGAAAUGUUUCUAUCCUGCUGGUGUGGGGCAGUAACUGUAAAAGAGCUUUAUAUGUUGUGUAUUCACCUAUGGUAUUAUCAUGAUUAUAUAUUAUAGAGGGUAAUAAGCUUGAUUUUUUCCCUCUGGAAACAGAUAUUUAUUUAUGUAAUUGUACAGCUUUAUAAAGAAAAGUAAUGAAGGCAAAUAACUUAGAGCUAGAAAUUCCUAAGUAUGUUUAGAAUCUACCAAUUUCAACAUCAGCUGAAUAAGGCAAGCUUGAGUGGGUAGCAAAACUGUCUCUUAGUUUCCGUCUGUCCUUAGUAGUUGAAUCAAUGGAUAUCCUUAACAAAGUUAUACUGUCAGUAAAGGUUGUUUCACAGGACUACAUAUGAAACCACUCAUCUCUGCACUAGUCUUCUCUGUACUGGUUGUAAUUACACAAAGUUACCAUAUUUACAUUUUAAUUCACUAGCAUUUUAGGGAACAUAUUUCAUUUAAAAAACUAUUCUAAAAGUUACGGAACAUCUAGAGGAUAAUACAAAUAAGCAUUCUAAUCAUGAAGCAAUGUAAUAAGGUAAUGGGUGCCUUUCUGGCUGUAAAUAACAAUGAAACAUUAAAAAAUGAUGACCAAAUGGAUGUCAAAUAUACUCUUAAAUGACAUCUAACAUAGCAAGUUUCACUCAAUUCGGAGACUUCUGGGUUGAAUACGUGGAGGUGCAGUGCAGGGAGUGGUGCGCCAGGAGAGGGCAUGGAAGUUCCACAUCCCUUUCCCAUACCUUGCCUUGUGCAUCGUUUCCAUCUGGCUGGUUUUGCAUUCAGCUGUCAACGUAAGAACAUCCAGACCUGCCUCUCUCCUUGCAUGUCCACUCCCUUAAUCAUUAAGCCCUAAAGACAAUUAGGUUCUGGUCAGCAUCAGCUGUGGGUACAAAGCCUCGGGUCUUAUUAACGUGACCAUUUUUCUUUUUUGUAUUUUUUGCAACUUCCUCAUAUCUCCAGAAAGAUCAGAUAUGCUUAUUUCUUGUUCAAUUAAUAGCCAGAUGAAGAGAUUUCAUAGGGCCAGGUCUUGAACAAAGUUUCUGUUGUCUUGGAACUUGGGGCUCUGGCAUGCUGGCCUGUGAAGGAAUUCUGAUUCCUCAACCUGGAAGCCCCAAUAAGCUUGAUUUAAAUCCUUUAUUUAGUUGUAUAUCUUUUUAAUCAUUUUUUAUUUUUUAAUUAGUUGACAUACAAUAUUAGUUUCAGGUGUACAACCCAGUGAUUAGACAUUCUAUAGUUUACUAAGUGACCAUCCUGAUAAAUCUCAUCCAUACGAUACCAUACAUAGUUAUUAGACUAUUAUUAACACUAUUCCCUAUGCUGUACUUUAUAUCCCCAUGACUAUUCUGUAACUACCAAUUUAUACUUGUUAAUCCCUUCCAACCCCCCCACUCAUCUGGCAACCAUUAAAAUGUUCUCUACUAUGAGUCUGUUUCUGUUCUGCUUGUUUAUUUUGUUUUUUAGAUUCAAGUGUUGAUAGAUAAGUAUUACUGCCAUUUUAUUGUUCAAUUUUGGUCUUUUUUCCUUCCCCCCCCCCCACCCUUUAACAUUUCAUGUGAUACUAGUUUGGUGGUGACUAACUUUUUUAGCUUUUUCUGGCCUGGAGAGCGCUUCUUUAUAUGAUCAUCACUUUGAAUAUUUCUUGCCAAUCCCUUUUGGCUUGCUAAGUUUCUGUUGAGAAAUCAGCUCAUAGUCUUAUGGGAGCUCCCUUGUAGGUAACUGUUUUUCUCUUGCUGCUUUUAAGAUUGUUUUCAACGUUUUGCUUUUUAAUUAUGAUGUGCUUAGUAUGGGUCUUUUGGGAUCCAACUUGUUUGGAACUCUCUGGACUUCCUGGAUUUGUGUGUCUAUUUCCUUCACCAGGUUAGGGAAGUUUUCUGUCAUUUUUUCAAAUAGAUGUUAAUUUCUUGCUCUCUCUUCUCCUUCUGGCCACCCCAUGAUGCUACUGUUGGUAUGCUUGAAGUUGUCCCAGAGCUCCUUACACUAUUCUCAUUUUUUUGGAUUAUUACUUUUGCUGUUCUGAUUGGGAGUUUUUUGCUUCCUUAUAGUCCAGAUCACUGAUUCUCAGCUUUUUCUACUCUAUUGUUGAUUCCCUGUAAAUUAUUCUUCAUUUCAGUUAAUAUAUCCUUCAUUUCUGACUUGUUCUUUUUUUAUGGUUUCCAUGUCGUUUUUUAUGCUGCUGAAAUUCUAAGUUCUUUGAACAUCCUUAUAAUCAGUGUUUUGAACUUGCAUCUGGAUUUCGUGUUUCCAUUUUGUUUAGUUCUUUUCUGGUGUUUUGUUCAUUUGGGACAUUUCUUUGUCUCCUCAUUUUGGUAGUUUCCCUGUGUUUGUUUUUAUGUAUUAAGUAGAGCUGCUACAUCUCUCAGGCUUUGUAGAGUGGCCUAAUGCAGUGGGUUUCCUAUCGUGUCUAGUGGCAUAGCCUCCUCGAUCACCCAAGCUGGGCACUUCAGGUGCAUCCCCUGUAUGGGCUGCAUGCCUUCCUGUUGUAGUUGAGCCUUGAUUAUUGUUGAUACGUCAAUGGGAGGGAUUUUAGUUGUAUUAUUUGCACUAUUUCUUUUGUGUCAUGUGCAAUCUCUUGACCAAGCCUAUUUUAAAACUCUGGUCGAGUACCAUUUUAUACAUAGUCCCAACUCCAGAAUUGGUAUUGUUUGCAUGGAAAGAUUAAUAGCACUGAUUAGCUUUGUAAUAUUUUGCACUUUUUGAAAUGUCUGUUUUUUUACAUGAUUAUAUUUAAAACUCGAGUAAAUAUUGAAAUAAAACCAUAUUGACCUGUU
Molecule: messenger RNA, 6591 nt
Organism: Eptesicus fuscus (big brown bat)
Lineage: Eukaryota; Metazoa; Chordata; Mammalia; Chiroptera; Vespertilionidae
Gene: DDHD2
Product: DDHD domain containing 2
Cellular component (GO): COPII-coated ER to Golgi transport vesicle
Molecular function (GO): metal ion binding; protein binding; triacylglycerol lipase activity
Source: RefSeq, a predicted model, not a curated record